Naumovozyma castellii is the source of this 1167-nucleotide messenger RNA. RefSeq names its product translation initiation factor eIF2B subunit beta (gene GCD7). Bases 1 to 1167 code for a protein of 388 amino acids. Lineage: Eukaryota; Fungi; Ascomycota; Saccharomycetes; Saccharomycetales; Saccharomycetaceae. The record is from RefSeq and is a predicted model, not a curated record. The transcript has a single exon.
AUGUCAUCACUGAAUCUAGCAUCACUAAACGCCACAGCAAAUGCAAAUGCUGUACCUCCAGAAAUAAACAUAUUUAUCGACUCAUUCAUAGCAAGAUUGAAGAGAAGACAAAUUCAAGGCUCAUACCCAAUUGCACUAGAAACGUUACAAUUAUUGAAAAGAUUCAUUUCUGCAGCAAGGUGGUCUCACGUCAAUGAUUUAAUCUUCCAAAUUAGAGCUCUAGCUAAUAGACUAGAGAAAGCACAUCCAACGGCAUUCACUUGCGGGAACGUCAUUAGAAGAAUAUUAGCCAUAUUGAGAGAUGAAAUUGAAGAAGAUAUGAAAGAUGCUUCCAACAAUAUGGCAAUGAAUAACACUGUUACGGAACCAUUAAUUUCAUCCAUGUUCAACCUGCUACAAAAACCAGAACCAAUGCAACCUCAGAAGAAGUACCCAACAUCUUCUUCUUCUUCCACAAUGAAUAAGACAAAGACGGAUUUCCGUCAAGUUGCUAUACAGGGAAUCAAAGACUUGAUAGACGAAAUUACAAACAUAGAUGAUGGAAUUCAACAGAUAGCUAUCGAUUUGAUUCACGAUCAUGAAAUUCUACUGACACCAACGCCUGACUCCAAGACAGUAUUGAAAUUUCUCAUAAGAGCACGUGAAAGAAGCAAUAGAACAUUCACAGUGCUAGUGACGGAGGGGUUCCCCAAUAACACAACAAAAGCACAAAUAUUCGCUAAAACUCUGGCUCAACAUGACAUCGAAACUAUAAUUAUCCCAGAUUCAGCAGUUUUCGCUCUAAUGUCUCGUGUAGGGAAAGUCAUCAUUGGGACGAAGGCAGUUUUCAUUAAUGGGGGGUCUAUUUCAUCUACUUCAGGUGUGUCCACAGUUUGUGAAUGUGCAAGAGAAUUUAAGACACCCGUCUUUGCUGUUGCUGGGCUAUAUAAAUUGUCACCAUUAUAUCCAUUCGACGUGGAAAAAUUCGUCGAAUUUGGUGGUUCACAACAAGUUUUACCAAGAAGAGAUCCAGGAAUGAGACUGGAUACAGUAAACCCGAUCACUGAUUAUGUCCCACCAGAAAAUAUUGAUAUUUAUAUCACCAAUAUUGGUGGGUUUAAUCCAAGCUUUAUUUAUAGAAUUGCUUGGGAUAACUACAAACAAAUUGAUGUCCAGUUAGAAGAUUGA